Cladocopium goreaui is the source of this 2661-nucleotide messenger RNA. The record is from the annotation of a GenBank genome assembly. NCBI's taxonomy places the organism in Eukaryota, Dinophyceae, Suessiales, Symbiodiniaceae.
AUGAAGGCGAGACCCAAGUCCCUCGCCUUGGCGAAGUUCCAACAAGCGGGGCAGCUGACCAUCGCCAAGAACAAGCAAACUAAGGCUGAAUCCAAGAAGGACAAGGGCAUCGAUGUGAUCCAGGUGGGCUCUAUCGCCUCCGCUGCCUUCCUGGUGCUAUGGAUCAUCGCCUCGACCAUGGUCAGUGCCGUGUUCACGGUGCGAUACAUGGGCAUUGUGGAGGAAGACCAAGCCUGGUAUCUGCUGGAGGGUUCGGCCCGCACAGCUGCAGCGGAAGCCAAAGCUGUGAUGGCCACUGCCAUGCAGGCGAAGUCUGAUUUGAUUGCAGCCAUCGACCAUGGCCUCAUCAAAACCAGCUACGACUAUGCGGCCAUCGAGAGCACCUUGGUGCCCACCAUGGCCCUGAAGCCUUACGUCCACUCCUUCGAGAUGAUCUUUACAGACCGACAGGCUGGUCUCAAGAUCGGUCAUCGAGAGGAGGAGAACGGCCGCCAACUUCUGCUUCAAUCCAAUGGAGCGGAUUGCUACCUGCUUGGAACACAGGGCUGUGCUGAUCUUGGAGUGCCGCAGAACAAGUUUCCUGCAUGGCAAGCCGAAGCCAUGUAUCUGAACCUCAGCUUUACAGGGGACUCAACUCAAAAAAAACGAUUGAAUUUGGACUUCUGCGUUGAAGCCAUGGGAGAGGAGGCAGCACAGUUGAUCAUCAAUGCAUUUGUUGAUGGUUUGGCGAAAGGCCGAAAUUUGCCUUUGCUGCUCGAGCAUUCCAAAUCCGGCGUGACCAGCACUGUCCAGAUGGACAAAGCCCGUACUGCUUUGUCAAUUCGCGCCAAUGGCCGCGUGCAGCGAGUGCCUUUCGAAAGCAUCAUGCAGAUUUCGGUGGGUGCGGAAAAAGCUGUGGACUUUGACCUGCCUCUGCAUGAUCUUUGUGUUGCCUUACUCCUGGAAGACGAACAGACCAUCUAUGCCUUUGAAUUCGAAGAUGAUGAGGCCCAACUCCGCAGACACUGGAUGUUGGAUCACAGCUGUCACCGCCAGGCAGAAGAGCCACCGCCGCUGAUCGAGUCGGGACCACCUGCCGCGCUGCCUUCAGUACCCCGACAGGUGCCUAGCCGUCCAAAAUCGGUGCCUCUUGACCCCAUGGGCUACCCACAAAGCUCUGCUCGUGGGGUGCCCGGGCAAGAGGCAUAUCAAGACACUGGGGAGGCCUCUGCUCGGAGUACUUCGUCGAAGAAGGAGCUGUCUGACGGACAGAAGAUCGUGAAACGAUUCGUCCAGAAGAUGGUGAGAGGGCGAGAGUUAAAGAUGCUUUCCACGACAGGCAGAUCCCUCCGUUGCCUUGUGGUGCUUGACCGUGAUAUCCGACACAUCUCCAUUCAGCUUGCUGGCAAGAAGGAUGCAAAGCAACGCUUUGUAAACCUCAAGAGCAUCGAACAGAUCUACGUGGGCCAGGAUGUGGCGGAGAUUGAGCUGGUCACCGAGCUGUCGGUGACCUUCGUCUUAGAGGGGGGUCAAGCAAUUGCCUUUGAUCUUGAUGACGAGGAGGAGCGGGACACGUUUGCAAUGUGUAUGCAGAUGUUCGUGGAUGCUAAUCGCAAGGAUGCCGAAAGACGUCGGAAAGAAGUGACAAAGAUGCCACGUGGCAGUGAGGCGGAGAUCAUUUCCCAAGCGCAGAUGAUUGCCAUUGGCAAACAGGCGGGACCAGCAGAACAAUGGCUCUUCCCACCUGUCUUGGAUGCUGUUCAAGGCUCGGGUGAAAACGUCACCUGGUAUCCGAUCGUGAGGUUGAUCUUUCGUCAGCCCCUUCCUGCGGCUUGGGCACCGCAGCAAGAGAUUUUGUGUGGAAGAAUCUCGUUGCAGGUGGCGGCAUUGAGUAAGGAUCAUCUUCGGGAUUCGCAGCUUGGCGACAGCGGCAAGACGUUCUUAGUGGACGCCAGUGGCACGAUCCUCUCAGCGGUUCAGAUCCAGGACACACUGGCUGUGGACAGCGUGGGAGCCAUGCAAAUGAGGCGCCUCACAGAUCUGCCAGACGCUUCAUGGAGCGGAAGCAUUGCUGGAGCCUUCAGGGGCGAUCGGAUUGAUGCCAUGCAGGUGAAGGAGGGUUGGCUCGCUGUUGUGGUGUAUCCUUUGCCAAUGCCGCUGAACAUGUUCGCCAUCGUCGUGGUGUCUCAAGCCGAGAACAGUUCGUUUCAGGACAGCUCCAUUUUUCAGUCCAUGAUUGUUCUGAUGGCCUUCACUUCGGUUCCGUACGUGGUGGUCUUCGUGACGUUGAGCGUGGUCUUCUUUUCGGCCAACACCAAAGUGGGACAAGAGAUGAAAGCCAGAAAAUCUGUCUUCGCGCGAUUUGCAGAAGGAGUUACAGAUUUCGCAGCAGCUCAAGGUGUCAAGAUGAAACAUCGGAAUACAGUUCGUCCAAUGUCGAAAGGAAGCGACGGGCCACUCUUCACGAAGGAGAUGGAAGGCAUGGGUCGCAAGAUCUCUCAGACCAGCGUGUUGAGCGCCGGCGAAAUCUACGACGCAGAGGACAAACCCUUGGCGGUCCAGCCCAGAAAGACGCAUAUCAUGAACGAUGCAUACUUCGAAGCGGACCGUUCUUGCAAGGGGUAUUGUGUACGGUGUGUGCGCUGUUUCUGUGCAUGCUGUAGGGGGCGAGCGGGCUAUUAG